UCACAGGUGUAGGACGGGGGUGGGCUGGCCGCAUUUACCAUGGCCGGGGCUGCGAAGGACGCCCCGGAGCGCCCGGCGGCGGAGGAGGAGGAAUACAGGCUCUCAGUUUGUGGCAAAUUAUGCUAUGCAAUAGGAGGUGCCCCAAAUCAAGUGGCAGGGAGCGCUGCUGCCUUCUUCCUACAGAUCUACCUGCUAGAUAUAGCCCAUAUUACACCGUUCCAUGCCUCUUUGGUGCUGUUCAUUGGCAAAGCCUCAGGAGCAGUUACUGAUCCUGUUGCUGGCUUUUUUAUUAGCAAAAGUAAAUGGACAAAAAUCGGCCGGCUCAUGCCUUGGAUGCUGGCAUGUACGCCGUUCACAGUAGUGUCCUAUUUUUUCAUGUGGUACCUGCCUCCUUUUGUAUCAGGGAGAGUUGCGUGGUACCUGACUUUCUACUGCCUUUUCCAAGCACUGACCACACUAUUCCAGGUACCAUAUACUGCUCUCACCAUGUUUCUCAGCACAGAUCAGAAGGAGCGAGAUUCUGCAACGGCAUACCGAAUGACCAUGGAAGUUCUUGGGACCUUGAUUGGAGCUGCACUUCAGGGCCAAAUUGUGGCCAGUGCUCAUCUCUCUCAUCACUGCACCAUGAAUCCCCCACUAAACACAACCAGUCCUACCGACUCCUGGCAUGACAGUCCCAGCUUUCCUGAGCCCUCGGACUCCCUGUCCCAUCAAGCAAAAGUAUAUAUGAUUGCAGCAGGGGUUAUAGGAGGUGUGUAUCUUCUGGGAAUUAUCAUUCUUUUUCUUGGAGUAAAGGAAAAAGAUGAUCCUUAUGCCUUGAAUUCAGACAGAGCAAUUCCUUUUUGCAAGGGGCUUGGGCUCACGAUGAAGCAUGGUCCAUAUGUGAAGCUUACAGCUUCAUUUCUUCUCAUCUCAACAGCAGUUCAGCUGGAGCAGAGCAACUUUGUCCUGUUCUGUACUCAUGCAGCGGAUCUUCGCAAUCACUUCCAGUAUUUGGUUGUGACCAUCUUGGUAUCAGCAGCUGUGAGCAUUCCCUUCUGGCAGAAGUUUCUGCAGCGAUUUGGCAAGAAGUGUGCAGCAUGUGGGAUUUCGUGGAUGAUUCCUUUUGCAGUCAUGCUAGUGACCAUUCCAAACCUGAUCCUGGCGUACUUUGUGGCCUUUGUCUCUGGUCUGAGCAUUGCAGCAUCUCUGCUGUUGCCAUGGUCAAUGCUGCCUGAUGUUGUUGAUAACUUCCGCCUGCAGAAUCCUCAUGGAAAAGGACAAGAAACCAUUUUCUAUUCUUCUUAUGUUUUCUUUACCAAGAUGUCAGCAGGAAUUGGCUUAGGAAUUUCUGCUGCCAGCCUGGAGUUUACUGGUUACAAGCCAGGGAUAUGCAGACAAUCCAAUGAUGUGAUCCUCACGCUGAAAAUCCUCAUCGGAGCAGUUCCUGCUGUCCUCAUCCUUGUAGGUUUAUUUAUACUUCUCUUCUACCCAAUCACUGAAGAAAGUCGGAAAGAAACAAAGCUUGCACUGGAAGUGCUAAGAAGGAGCCAUCAAAGCACAGAGAACCUGGAUGACCACAGAGAGGACACCUCGGUCUGAAAGCUCUGAAUACCAAGACUUUUUAAACUCAAUCUCAUGCCCUGUACAGAAACUCUCUGAGAGUUUUCUGCAUCAUUUCCAUGCAUUGGCAGAAAGGACAAAGAAUGAUAAAGAAUGACAGUCAGUAAUGAAAUCAAGGGAGGAACAUUACCAUGUAAAAAAUAAAUACAACUCCAUGCACUGUCCUAAAAGAGACAUUACAACCAUGCAGGAGUGCAAGCUAUUGAAGGUUUGCCUUUUUUGUUUGUUUUUCAAUGAUAACAUAAAGCUGUGAUUUUGUUGCAACAGGAGGGUCUAUGAACUUGUAGGCCAAGGGAAAAAAGCAUAAAUGUGGUAUACUGCCCGAAUAUACUUUGUGAUAUAUUUCAACCUCAGAGAUUGGGGUAAGUUUUUAAUUUCUACCUAUACGUUGCACGCUAGCGUGUUUAGAAAGCACUUUGGAAUCCUGAAGUAUGCUAUAAAAAUAUAGGAUUUAUUUUGUUUUGAAAUAAAGAUGCAGAGAUAUUUUGAAUAUUUUCUCACAAAGGGUUAUUCUGAAAGAGAUUUGAUGUAAUUUAACUUUAUAGAUUUUAUAUGAAACAGAACCUUGCAUUUCCCAUUAUUGGAGUUCCUUGCUUCACACACCUUUAUACUGCUCUUUGUCAGAGUGUGAGGACUUAAUUUCAAAAACAACAUCUUCACUCAAGGUACCUAAAAUCUGUAGUCUCUUCCAAAUAUUAGGUAGGCCAUUCAAAUUUCUGUAACUUUGGUCUUUAAGCGAUCAUGGUACCCACCUGUUUUUCAUGUGGGUUUUGUCAGCCUUACAAAACACCAUGGCAUUGCUGUUAAUCUCAGCUUGCACAGUGUUUUAUAAUAAUGAGGUUACACCUGACUUUGAAAUGGUGAUACUUUUCAGUCAGGGAUCUCACUGUGGCUUUAGAUACAUUAUCUAAAACCUCAUUCCCACUAUAGAUUCACAUUGCUGAACACAUUUUGUAGAUAAAAGAUACACCUCAGGCAUUUUCCGGGGCAGUUAAAUUCAGGUUUAGUCAUUCUGGGCUUCUUGUGGAGUCAGUGGAGAGACAGACACCUCCAGAGGCUGCUUCCACAAUCAGGCUUAAAUGACUGGACUCUGAAGACAGAUAUCUAAAUUUGGAGGGGAGUGUGAUGGAUCCAAGAGUUGAAGGCUUCUUCACGUGAAGAAAUUAGCACAGUGAAAAACAAGACAUAAAUUUACAGCCCACUGGCUUCACUGUACAAAUAUAUGGGAGGGUGCCUUAAUUUUGGAUGAGAAGUGCCUUUGAAGGAGUAGCCCACCACAUCUAGGAGCACCUGUGGCUACUCCUGUGGGUGUCACUGGAGGCAGUGACUAUAAGCAAUUUGCUCAGGGACAUCUGGGGAAGUGACUCAGUGCUGGGACUGGAAACUGGAAAAGCUUUUAGUGAAAGACACUGUAAAAUAAGAUCAGUGCAUCCACAGAGUGUCUCAUUAACACUGAAACCUUUUCAGGCAAGUUGGAAGUCUAAGGCUUAAUGAACUGUCCUAGUUCAGAAAAAUGCUUGAUAA
This is a messenger RNA of Oxyura jamaicensis (ruddy duck), 3126 nucleotides long. RefSeq names its product major facilitator superfamily domain containing 2B (gene MFSD2B). Gene Ontology annotation, biological process: carbohydrate transport. Gene Ontology annotation, molecular function: symporter activity; sphingolipid intramembrane carrier activity. Gene Ontology annotation, cellular component: membrane. The record is from RefSeq and is a predicted model, not a curated record. The transcript has 14 exons. Bases 40 to 1581 code for a protein of 513 amino acids. Lineage: Eukaryota; Metazoa; Chordata; Aves; Anseriformes; Anatidae.